AUGUGUGAGGAAUCGUCACAUGAUGGUUGUACUGAGCAUCCUUCAGGUAUACUUGAAGUCAAUGAUAUUUGUUCAUUUUAUGUUUCCCAACAAAAAGUUUUUGAUGAUCUUGGUCGUGAUAUACUAAAACAUGCAUUUGAUGGUAAUAAAAAUUCCAAAACAAAAAAUUUACAUUCUUUAUUUUUCUUAGGUUUCAAUUGUUCAUUAUUUGCAUAUGGUCAAACAGGAUCUGGUAAAAGUUAUUCAAUGAUUGGUUAUGGUGUUAAUCGUGGAAUUAUAUCAAUAACAUGCGAUGAAUUAUUUCGGCAGAUUGAAAAUAAGAAAGAUACAAAUAUCCGUUUUGAAGUUACAUUAUCUAUGAUGGAAAUAUACAAUGAACAAGUUUUUGAUUUAUUAACAAAAAGAUUUCCUAAGGGAGGUCUUACUGUUCGACAACAUCCCAUUUCCAGUUAUUUCUAUCCACAAGAUCUUCGUGUUGUACCUGUGGCUACUUACAAUGAUAUUGAACGCCUUUUAAUUGAAGGUAUACGAAAUCGCACAAUAGCUUCAACAAAUAUGAAUAAAACAAGUAGUCGAGCACAUACAAUCGUUACAAUUCAUUUUGAUCAAAUAAUUCAAACUAAUCAUGGUGAAACAAAAAAAAUGAGUACUAUUCAUUUUGUAGAUUUAGCUGGUUCAGAAGGACUUUCAAGUUCAAGAAUAUCUGAUGAUCGAUUAAAUGAAAAUACAAAUAUUAAUCGAUCAUUAUUAACAUUAGGAAAUGUUGUAUCUGCAUUAGUUGGUAAAUCAUUAGGAAUAAAACAAAAAGUUGCUGUACCAUGUCAAGACUCAAUAUUAACGAAAUUACUUCAAAAUUCAUUUGGAGGAAAUAGUAAAACAAUAAUGAUUGCUACUAUAUCACCUGCUGAUGUUCAUUAUAAUGAAACAUUGAAUACACUUAUUUUUGCUGAUCGUGUUAAACGUAUUAAAAAUGUUGUUAUGAUUAAUGAAUAUCCAAUUGAAAAAUUAAUUCAUCAAUUAAAAGAAGAAAAUCAAUGUUUAACAUUAUUAAUUGAAACAGGAAAUUAUUAUUUACAAUUAAAUGUCAAGCAUGGUAUGACAGAUCAAGAUAUUGAAUUAAUAAGACAACAAACAGAAAAUGAAAUUCUUACACAAAUACAAAAUAACCAAAAGAUUUUACAAGAUUCAAAAAUAUCAUGGGAUAUUAAACUUAAAAAUGCUCGAGUAGAUGAUGAAAACUGCUGUUCGAAAUCAUUAAAAUCAACACAAUUCGAUGAUACAUUUCCAUAUCUUGCUAAUUUAAAUGAAGAUCCAAUGUUAUCAUAUGUUCUUUGCCAUUAUUUAAAUACAGAUGAAAUAACAAUUGGCCGUCGAGAUUGCACAAUAUAUUUGAAUGGUUUAAGUAUACUUGAACAUCAUGCUAUUAUACGACAUAUUGAUAUGAAUAAAUAUGAAUUAAGUCCAGCUGAAUCUACUGCAAACAUAAAAGUCAACGGUUAUAAUUUAAAUGGAACAAUAUAUCUUCAACAUAAAGAUUGUAUUUUAUUUGGUGCAAAUCAUCUAUAUGUUUUUUUAAAUCCAACAGACGAACAACAAUCUUUAUUAGAUACACCAACGAUAAUAACAUGGGAAUAUGCACAAAAAGAAAUAGCUAAAGCAAAGGGUUUUUCAUUAGAAAAUAAUUCAACGAUUGAACAAGAUGAUAUUCAACAAAAAAUCUUAAAUUUAUUACCAUUAAUUUCUGAAGUAAAUGCAAUUAGUGAAGAACUUAAUAAAUAUCGAAUAUUUGAAAUUAUUCUUAUGCCAAUAUCAUCAUGGGAUGGAAUACUAAUACAAGGAUCAAAAUUAUUGAUUAGAAUGAAAAAUCUUGUUAAUCGUAAUGUUUGGUUUUGGGAUGAUGUAAAGUUUCUUAAUCGAAUUUAUAUUAUUAAAGAACAUUAUCAAAAAUUCAUAGAUGGACAAGAAAAUAUUUUAUAUAUCGCUAAAGAAGAUGAUCCAUUUUGGGAACCAGUAGAAGAUGUUUUAAUUGGUACAGCUAACGUUUUUCUUCAAAGUUUAGUUCAUUCAAUGGAUUUUGAUGACGAAAUUUAUAUUAUUGAUUAUAAAGGUUUUGACCAAGGACGUCUUCAUAUUAAUCUAAGUCCAUGUUUACCAAAUGGUGAUAUUUUAAAUAAAGAACAUUUUAUUGAUCAUCCUGAUGAACUUCUUAAUAAACCAUUUAGUUUCAAAAUUACAAUAAAUUAUAUUGAAAUCAAUGAUGAACAUUAUAAUAAAGGUCUUCGUAUACGUUAUAAAAUCUUUAAUGAAUUAAAAUUUAAUGAAACUAAUGUUAUUUGUCGUCAGACACUAUAUGCUCGUAUAAAUCAAACGCGUAUUAUAACAAUACCUAAUGUUGAUAAUAAUUGGUUAAACUUUAUUGACAAUGGUUGUAUUAUAUUUCAAAUAUUUGCUUUACAAGAAGAAAAAAAAUCUUCAAUUGAUUUGUUUAAAAUGACAACUCGAGAAUUAAAAAUUACUGAACAAAAUCAAUAUGAUACUAUGUCAAAACAUGUUAAUCAUCCAAAUAUAAGUUUACUAGAUGAUUCAAAAUUAAAAGCAGGAUUAACACUUCUUCAUAGAAAAUAUAUGCGUCUUGAACAAAAAGAAAAACGUAUUCAACAAUUAUGUCGAGAAUGGGAAAAUCAUCAUGAUUAUUCUACAUUCUAUAAAUAUCUUUCAGCAAUUGCAUUUAGUACAGGAACUAAAUUAAAACCGACAAAUAUGACUGAGAAAAGCAAAGAAAAUCUCUUGGAAAUUUAUUUAUUUGGUAAAGAAGAACAAGAGUAUCUAAAGGAUAUUGAACAAAUUAAUUUAGAAAGACAAAAAUAUUGGAAUAUAUACUAUGAAAAAAUGGCAUCAAAACAAAAUCAUGUUUCAUUGUCAUAUCUUAUUAGUCUGCAACGAUCAAAAUUUUCCCCUAAUCAAAUAAAUAAUGUUAUACCUCAAUCAUUAUCCAUAACUCCUCAGUUGAAUCUUAAUGAUUCAUUGAUCCAUGACAAUACAUUAAGAUUGAAUCAAGAAGAAGAUCAUGUUAAUAAUGAUAAUAAUAAUUUAACUGAAGUUAGUUGGAAAAGAAUAAGAAAAUCUAAUAAAUAUCAUAAAAAUAAUGAUUCAAAUAAAAUAUUAUUAACUAAUGAACCGACUUCAACAACUUGUACAAUACAGUAG
Rotaria sp. Silwood2 is the source of this 3207-nucleotide messenger RNA. The record is from the annotation of a GenBank genome assembly. Lineage: Eukaryota; Metazoa; Rotifera; Eurotatoria; Philodinida; Philodinidae.